Messenger RNA from Agelaius phoeniceus (red-winged blackbird), 2571 nucleotides. RefSeq names its product ribonucleoprotein, PTB binding 2 (gene RAVER2). The record is from RefSeq and is a predicted model, not a curated record. Gene Ontology annotation, cellular component: nucleus. NCBI's taxonomy places the organism in Eukaryota, Metazoa, Chordata, Aves, Passeriformes, Icteridae. Gene Ontology annotation, molecular function: mRNA binding.
AUGGCGGCGGGAGCCGAGCGCGGCGCGGCGCUGCCGGCGGAGCCGCCGCCGCUGAGCGCCGAGGAGGUGGCGAGGCGGCUGGCGAGCACCCGCCGCGAGCUGGGCAACCGCCGCAAGAUCCUGCUGCGGAACCUGCCGGCCGAGAGCAGCAGCCAGGAAAUCCAUGACUUGUUUAAAGAUUAUGAAAUCAAGUAUUGUUAUGUGGACAGGAAUAAAAGAACAGCCUUUGUCACGCUGUUGAACGGGGAGCAGGCCCAGAGCGCCAUCAGGAGGUUCCACCAGCACUCCCUGCGUGGCAAGGAGAUCUCAGUGCAGCUGCAGCCCACAGAUGCCCUGCUGUGCAUCACCAACCUGCCCCUUUCCCUGGGCAUCGAGGAGUUUGAGGAGCUGGUGCGUGCCUAUGGCAAUGUGGAGAGGUGUUUCCUGGUGUACAGCGAGCUCACCGGCCGCUCCAAGGGCUACGGCUUCGUGGAGUACAUGAAGAAGGACUCGGCUGCCAAGGCCAGGCUGGAGCUCCUGGGCAAGCAGCUGGAGGAGAGCACUCUGUUUGCACAGUGGAUGGAUGUGAACCAGCUGACCACAAACCUCAUUCACUCCAAGUGCCUUUGUGUGGAUAAACUGCAAAAAGACUGCGCUGAUUCCAAGGAGCUGCUCCAGGCUUUCUCCCUGAAGUACAAACCUGUCUUCUGCCAGUUUGCCCAGGACGAGGACGGCGGCAGCGGGGACUUUGCCGUGCUGGAGUACGAGAGCGCGGAGCAGGCAGAGAGCGUGCGGGGGGCCAUGGACGGGGCCACCAUCCACGGCAGGAGGCUCCAGGUGUCCUUCUGUGCCCCUGGGGCCCCGGGCAGGAGCACCUUGGCAGCUCUGAUAGCAGCCCAGAGGAUGAUGAGGAACAAUAGGAAAGGCUUGCUUCCAGAGCCAAAUCCAGUGCAGAUCAUGAAAAGUUUCAAUAAUCCAGCAAUGCUGCAGAUGCUGCUGCAGCCCCAGCUGCGUGGCCACGCUGUUAAACCUGUUCUUGGAGCAUCUGCAGGUUUACCUCACCUCAUAAAUUCAGCAGUUGGGCCACCAUUUUUGCAGUUGAAUAAAGUUCAUCAGAGCUCACUCCUGGGGAGCACGUCCAGCCUGCUGCUGCAGAGCCCUGCUCACCUGCCCCUGCCCCAGCAGCAGCUGCUGAAGAUGGAGAACAUGCAGGCAAACAGUAAACCAGGUUUGCUGGGAGAGCCUCCAACAAUGCUGCUGCAGACAGUGCUGGGCAUAGGGGUGAUGCCAGCAGUGAACUCAGGCCUGGCAGCACGAGGAGAAGCUCUCAAGUCAGCGGCAGCAGCGGCAGCGGGGAUGGGCGUGCUGCCAUUCUUCCCAACCCAGCCCAUGGUCGGACAGGCUCUGCCCGGGCCCAGCGCCGCUGCGGACAAAGCCGAGGCGCUGCCGCCAGCGCCGCCCUUCGCUCCGGCCCUGCCCGGGGCGCUGCGGGCCGCGCCCUCCAAAGCUGCGGGGCACGGCAAGGGCUGCGACUCCGGCCUGGGGACUCCCUUGAAAAAACAGACUUCUCUGCUUGGGGAGCCCCCAAAAGAAAUCCGGCUCAGCACCAACCCCUACUUGAACUUGGCAAGUGUUUUGCCUGGUAUCUGUCUGCCAGCAGCAAUUGCCAGCAAAGCCUCCAGUCCUCCACAGCAGAGCAGCCUUCCAAACAGUGUGGUGGAUGCUGCUGUGUCUCAGGGAACUGCAUCACAACAUGCAAUGGAAAAUUAUUUCAGUUAUUCCCAGCAGCCUGGGGAGUACCCACAGGUGGCCCCGAAGCGCAGCUCCUCGUACCUCGUGUCCUGCCCCGAGCCCGGCCCCGCGGAGCUGCCGGGCCCCGCGCGGUUGGCGGAGUCCUCGCUGAAGAAGAAGCGCGUGUAUUGACACAGGGCUGGGAUCCAGGGCUCCCAGCCGGGGCAGGCAGCCGGGAACCCUGCUGCAGUUAUUGCUGCCUUCACUUCCCACCAGGAGCUCCUGCUCGGCGGGGGCGGUGUCCCCAGAGGAGCCGGCUCUGUCCCGGCACCGCGAGGACAAAGGUGACAGAUGUGGUGGCUGCUCUCGCUUGGAGAGGAGGGGACAGCGUUGGCUUUGUCACCUGUGGGACAGAGCACGGGGACUUGGGGAGCUGGGGCAGCUCCAGCUGAAAGCAAUAAAAACCCAGAGGAAAGAAAGCUGAUCCUUUCUCCAGUCCUCAGCCUGAGGAAGUUCAAAGAGGAAGUCUUGAUAGUAAUUAUUUUGUAUUUUUUUAACUCAGAAUGUGGGGGGGGUUUUUUCCAACUUUCCUUUUUCCAGGAUUAAGAGCUCUGCAUUUACAGCCUUUCAAUUUUUAAUAUUUCUUCUUAAUCCUGGAAUGGAGCGAUACCAAAUGGAUUCCCAGAGCCUCAGUGAUGUUCCCAAUAAAUGCCUGUCCAAAGGGAGAUGCUGUCCUGGGCUGCCUUGGAAUAUUCCCUGGGAUUUGGAGAGCUGCUCCUUGGACAGUGGAAUAACUUGGUUUUUACAGCUUUCCCAUGGUGUGAGGCAGCAUCCUCCUUCCACAGGCACGGGACAGCUCUU